UCGACUGGCAUGGGACGGGUUAACUUUUUCCAACCAUUCGAGGGAGGGUUUUAGGUAAAGGAGGCAGGACUGUAACCGGAAGUAUGUCGAGACUGCUCUCCCUGUCAAUUCGAUACGGUAGAUAUCUGUGAGGAGAAGGACGGCAGAGGCGAAGGAACACAGCUCUGUCAGCUGGUAAAAGGAAAGAAGAAGCUGCAGUGUUAUACUAAAACAAUGAAACCAUCGGACAAGCCUAUUGAAAGGAACUAGUUUCAUGUCUAGUUUUAUUUUUUAAUGAAUUAAAUGACGUAGCUAAUAUUCUUUUGAUCAAAUUUAUGAUUAGUGGCUGCCAGUGAAAGAGGGCUGUGUCAUUGAGAAGGCAGGACACGUCAGGAGCAGAGAGAAAACGCUGGGAAGCUACACAUUAUAUUACAGCUAACUCAUCCUGCAUAGCUAGGUCGCUAGCUACUAAAAGCAUAAAAUCAUAUCAUCCAUACCGGCUUCGUCGUAGUUAACAGUGUGGUCAAGCUGGAACGGAUAUCGUCAGCCAACGCUUGGAUCAAGGGUAACGUUAGCCCCUAAAAGGACCUAAAGGCAACGGGAUCGAAUAUUGUGUGGGGGAUAAUCGAACUGCACCAGAUAAAUGGGGGAUUACGGGUUUGGAGUCCUAGUGCAAAACAACACUGGUAACAAGUCUGCUUUCCCAGUAAGAAUUCACCCACAUCUCCAGCCUCCUCAUCACCACCAAAACACCACUCCCAGCCCUGCCACCUACACGAGUAGUAACACUGCAGGGAAUGGCAACAGUAGCGGGUCUCCCUGGCUCUUCCCCGCCACCAAUGCUCACAGCAGCAUGCAAGAUGAAAUUCUUGGCUCUGAGAAGGCCAAAAUACAGCAACAGGAAAUUCAAGAAACACAAGAGAAGCAGCAAUCACAGUUGUCCCCAGCCUCCCAAGAAAGUGGGAUCAUAUCAGAAAUGGACAAGGCUCGAUCUGAGGAGGGCAAGGGUGAAGGCAACCCCUCGGAUGUCAGCAAUGGCAAGGAGAAACUGCGUCUUGAGUCUCCUGUGCUGACGGCCUUUGACUACCAAGAGGCCCAAGGCCUGGGUACGGCUGCCCAGUCCAGUUCUUCCUCCUCCUCCCUGACCAGCUUCAACAACUGGUCUGCUGCUAUUCCCCCGACCCCAGCUUCCACCAUUAUCAACGAGGACAUUGGCUUCUUCAACCCGGCUGCCUCCGCCAACAGCGGGCCGCUUCUGUUCCAAAACUUCUCGCACCACGUGAGCCCGGGCUUCGGAGGCAACUUCUCACCCCAGAUCGGCCCCAUCUCGCAGCACCACCCCCCACACCCCCACUUCCAGCACCCACACAGCCAAGCGCAUCCCCAGCAGCACCGCCGCUCCCCGGCCAGUCCACACCCGCCCCCGCCCUUCCCCCACCGGAGUGCGGCAGCCGCCUUCAGCCAGCUGCCGCAUCUGUCUAACAACCUGAGCAAGCCCCCGUCUCCAUGGGGCAGCUACCAGAGCCCCUCGCCCUCGCCCUCCUCCACCUCCUGGAGCCCCGGUGGGGGUUAUGGAGGCUGGGGGGGUUCCCAGAGCCGGGACUACCGCAGGGGCAUGAACGGUGGCGUGCCUCCCCUCAACUCAAUCUCCCCCCUGAAGAAGACCUUUCCCAACAACCACGUUGUGCCCUCGCAGAAGUACUCCCGUGCCAGCCCUGGCUUCAACCCCAAGUCCUGGAUUGAUGAGAGCGUAAGCCGGAGUGAGAACAUCUUCCCCUUCCAGGAGCGCACUCGUUCAUUUGAUGGCUUCAACAUGCAUUCGCUGGAGAGCUCCCUCAUCGACAUCAUGAGGGCUGAACAGGACACCCUUAAAGGCCGGCUUGGAUUCACACACCCUGCUGGAGACAGUCCUUUGCCCAUAAAUGCAAGGAAUUAUGGGAGGAGACGAGGCCACUCGUCCCUGUUUCCCAUGGAGGACGGCUUUGGGGAGGACGAGCGAGCAGAGCAGAGCCUUCCCGGCCUGGGCUCCCCACACUGCUUCCCCCACCAGAAUGGGGAGAGGGUGGAGCGCUACUCGCGCAAGGUGUUUGUGGGCGGCCUGCCUCCAGACAUAGAUGAAGAUGAGAUCACAGCAAGUUUCCGUCGUUUUGGACACCUCUUUGUGGACUGGCCUCAUAAGGCUGAGAGCAAGUCCUACUUUCCUCCCAAAGGAUAUGCCUUCCUGCUGUUCCAGGACGAGAGCUCUGUACAGGCCCUGAUUGAUGCCUGCAUUGAAGAGGACGGCAAACUUUACCUCUGCGUGUCCAGCCCCACCAUUAAGGACAAACCAGUUCAGAUCCGACCCUGGAACCUGAACGACAGUGACUUCGUCAUGGACGGCUCUCAGCCUCUGGAUCCCCGCAAAACCAUCUUUGUCGGUGGAGUGCCCCGCCCUCUCCGUGCAGUGGAGUUGGCUAUGAUCAUGGACAGGCUGUAUGGUGGCGUGUGCUAUGCAGGCAUUGACACCGACCCCGAGCUCAAGUACCCCAAAGGAGCAGGGCGGGUCGCCUUCUCUAAUCAGCAGAGCUACAUAGCAGCUAUCAGCGCUCGCUUUGUGCAGCUGCAGCAUGGGGAGAUCGAUAAACGGGUGGAAGUAAAGCCAUAUGUGCUGGACGACCAGCUGUGUGACGAGUGCCAGGGCACGCGCUGCGGGGGCAAGUUCGCCCCCUUCUUCUGCGCCAACGUCACCUGCCUCCAGUACUACUGCGAGUACUGCUGGGCUGCCAUCCACUCGCGCGCCGGCCGAGAGUUCCACAAGCCCCUGGUCAAGGAGGGCGGAGACCGGCCUCGCCACAUCUCCUUCCGCUGGAAUUAGAAGGCAGGAGAGAAAUGACAAAAAGAGCGAGAUGUUAAGAAGAGGGAGAGGGAGAGAGAGGGAGGAAAAGACUGAGGGAGGAGAGGUAUGAGGGAGGAGUGACGAGGAAGAGAGAGGAGGUUAGGCAGAGGAGGAGUCGCAGAAACAUUGUAUAAAUAAAUGCACUUUUCUGUUGCUGGUUCCUUUGGUUUAAUUUAAAGAUUUAAUUUGUAACUUUAAUAUAUAUUUUAAACGUUGAACCUUUGAAAAGAGGAAAAAAAAUGGAUUUUAUUGAGAAUUGAAAGAAAAAUGUAUGUACAAAAAAAAACUCAUUUCUCUAUUUUUUCCAUUAGAAUUUAUUUUUCUGGUUACUUUAGUGCACAUUGAGUUGUAAAUGUAUUAUUAUUAUUAUUAUAAAUCCUCUCUAAAGUAUGAUAGUCUUAAACAAUUGGCUUGACCCACUUUGUUAAAAAUCAGUUUAGACUCGCAGUGUCUCAGAGCCAACAUGGCUGCGUGGAAGGUGCACUUAUUUGCUUACCAUUGAGUGCAAAUAUGACGUUAAUCCUCAGAUUUAAACCAAAGCGCAAUCACUUUUGGUUUCUGUUGAAAAGAAAAGCAAAGAAAGGAAAAAGAGACAAAAUUCAAAUUUCAGACUUCCGAUUCGCAGAUUCUCGACGAUCAAACGAUCAGAACAUUUGCUCAUUGAAAGGCCACGCUAAUUUCUUCUAUGCUACUUGACAUGAGUGAUUCCCCCCCCUCCCCCCCCCCUCCCCACAGACAGGUGUUGGGGUGAGUUUUGAUCUCCACUUUUGACAUGCAAAAACUAAUACCUCAAACUUAGCUGCUAAUGUUAUGAGUAACGUGUAGAGCCCCAGCCAGUCUCCUGCUCCUCUCUCUGUCCCCUUGACAACGCUACCACCGCCGCCAAGGGAAAGGACAUCGGCAAAGGCACUUUGAUUCCCUAAAACACUGCUUUGUCAAUUUCCUGUGAUUUUAUUUUGUUUCCUCUUUUGUCUGUGUUUUAAGCCCAGCUGAAUUAGGAAAAGCCUAAAAGAAGAGAGGAGUAGGGUGAUGCUUUUUGGGGAAUGUACAGUCUAGCCGUGCAGUGAUGUUGGGGUGAGACACACUCAUAAAUAUCUAUAUCUAUAUAUAUAUAUAUAUAUAUAAAAUACCUGAUAUACAUAUGUGCCAGGUAUACCAUACCGUACAUAUACCUGAUUUUCCUUGACGUGAGGCAACAGUUUCUUUCCUUGUCCUCUUUUUUUUUUUUUUUUAACCCUGAAGAGCAACUAUACUACCCAGUCUCCACCAUAUCUGAUGCAAGUUUCCGACCCAAACCGAGAGCAGAUUAAAGGAUAAGUUGAUAAGUUACAGUGACUGAGAGGAUGAGAGAGAAGGCACACUGGGGAGAAGAGGGCGUGUUUUUGGGGGAGGGGGGAGGGGGGUCUGCAGACUUAAACGUAGCUGAAGUAGCUCCCUUCUGGGGAUUUCGUCUCCAUCUAUUCACCUCUCUCUCUCACUCCCUCUCUCUCUCACUCCCUCUCUUUGUGAAGCAGAGCAACAGAGACCAGACCCCAACCAAAGAGAGCAGUCCAAAAGCCAGGGAGACUUUGUAUUUUUUUAUUUUUUUUUCUUCCCUUCUUUCUUUCAUCUGUCUGUCCUUUUUACAUUUUGUCUUUUGUCAGUCUUUCAUUCUGUUCCAACUUCCUCUAAAACAAUCUCUUAAAUUUGAGUGAGACCCUACUUUCUUGGUACCCCCUCUCUGCGUGAGAACCUUAAGGAGUCCAGCAAACCAAAGAUUGGCCUUGAAUUGAUAAAUGGUGUCAAGUCAAAAUCCUUGGCAACACUAGUGAAAACAACCAAACCCACCCUGCAGCCUGGCUCACUGGCCUUUUUACCCCCUCUCCCCCCCUCUUUCCAAAGGUCAAAAUGGAGAGAUGAGUUGCUUAAGCAGUCUUGUGUUGAGGAGUUUGCAAUAGGUGUCUGAUUUUGAACAGGUUGUCUUUUUUUUUUUUUUUUUUAAGUUGGUUUAUUUUAUUUUUGUUGCUGUAUUGUUUGGAAGUUAAAACACAAAGAAACAACAAACAGGAUAUAUAAUUGGCAUAGAAAUCACAGGCUUACCUUAUCUGAAUCUGCUAGCUUGUAAAUGUCAGGGAGUUAAUGCUGAACUAUAACUUGAUACACUAGUGAGAAACUUAUCCUCGUGUUGGCUGGGUGGUGCUUCUCUGCGCUUAUUCAAAGUCAUCACUAUAGCUCGGGGGUGAGGGGUGAACACUUUUAGAAGUUUAAAACACUUUUUGAAGAAUUUGCUGUUGAUGAGAUGAUGAAAAGAUUAUUUUAUACAUGGCCUGCUGAUUUUUGGUACAAUGUUUUCUAGCUAAAUUAUUUUGUCAUGCACAUAGAAACAUUUAUUAUGCACUACUUUUCUAAAUAUUUCUUUUUUCCAACAGUCAUUUUAGGCACAUUUUUCACGAAUGGGAAAACUCCUUUUUGCAAUACCUCAAUUUUUCACAUUGUGAAAGGUAGCUUUUAUACUUUUGUUACUGAGAGAACUGCAUAUAUGGAAAUUUUCAUUUUAAAGAAAAAAAAAGUUAAGUGAUUUUAAUAUAUAUCAUUUUAAAUUAUGCUUUUUAUACAUUUCAGUGCUGCGGAAACUAUAAAACAAAGUGUGCACUUGUGUUGAUGCGACUUCUGCAGAGGGAGCAAAGUGUAUAGCUUAAGGUCUUGGAUCUUGUACACUAGUUGUUUUGAACAGGAAAAAAUAUAAUAAAUUGGGGAAAACAUAGCAGACACAACAGCAUGGCGCGAACACUUCGUCUUUUAAAAACAAAUGUCAUUGUUUUGGGUAAAAAUGGCAGACCUAGAGGGUAAAAAUGGUAACUUCUCUUUUUUCUUGCGUUUCCAUAGCUGGAAUUUAACUAUUAUAAGGAGAAUGCAAAAUUGAUUCAUGUUAAAGCUGACUCUCGUAUCAAAAGAAUGGAUGUUUGGUGUUUAGAUAUUUUAACAUUUGAAAAUAUAUAUUCUUGAACUGCCAACUAGCUCCUAUUGUAAUCCUUAGCAUGCAUGGAAGAAAAAAAAAAAGAUAAACAAGUACAAUUAGCUAUUGAAAUUAAUUGUUGUGGUUGUGCACCAGAUGUUUAAAGUUUAAUUUGUUAAGGACACCCCACACCCUUUCAUAUGUCAAUCUGUACUUCCUGGUCCCCACCCCCCCGCUCCCCCAUCCAGGCCUCUGCAGAAUCCUCAAAGAAUUACAAAGAUUCAAAAAAAAAAAAAAAAAAUCAAAUGAAAUUAGCAGUGUUGUAACGUACAAAAAUACACUGUUAAAAACAUUAGACUCAUCCCUGCUAUCUGUUUUUAAGUGAGUAAACAUUUUCUUUCUUUUUUCUUUCUUCAUUUUUCUUUGUCUUUGCGGAAGGGGAACUUUAAGACUUGAAUGUGGUAGAUGUUGCAAGUUAACUUCGAGUUGUUAUGUGCAAUACUUUUUUUUUUUUUUUUUUUUUUUUUUUUUUUUUUUUAAACUUUUUUCCAGAUAAAGACUCUUUGCAAUGUAAUUCUUUAAUGCCAUUUUUAAUUGCAAACAUUUAAAAAAGGAUGUUAAUGUUUUUCACAGUCAUUUUCUACUGUUAUUGUAAUCCUUUACAUGCUGGUGUUUGUAAAAAGAAAAAAAACAAGACUAUUUGUACUAAUAUAAAUAAUUGAAGUUAUUUUUAAAACAUUAAAGUUUUUGUGCUCAUUUGCUUAUUUUGAUUAUUUCAAGCUACUGUGAUUGCAUUGUAAUUAUUAGGUCAAUAAUGUAUUUAGCUGUUUAUUGGUAUAUUUUUAAUUGGAAUGUAUAAUUAAUUUUUAUAAUUUUGAUCAGAUUUUUGUUAUAUUUUUGAGGUGAAGCUUUUAAUAUGUUAAAGUGUCUAGUUUCUACUAAUUGCUAUAUUGUGCUCCACAAUAUAUGGUUCACAUUUUCUGAAGGAGAAUAAAUAUUUAAAUAUUUGUCUGUUAAUGAUGUUACUUAAUGGCAAAAUUUCAAUAGUUUUUGUGUAUGAGAAGGUUGUUGUAUUUAUUAAUAGCAUUUUUUACUUAAGAUAUCACCUUAAUUUUUAUUGUCAUUUCACUUUAUAAGUUCCUAUUUUUGUAUUUUUCUUUCUAAUUAAGUUAUGUAAUACAAAUGUCCAUAUUCUAGGAGUUGGUCUGUAGAAGUGCUAGUGUAACAAAAAGAAAAAUCUAAUGUUAUUUAAUUGUUUGCAGCCAACUAUUUAUAACAAUAUGCAUAAUUUUUAAAUAUUUGUAAUGUGAAAUGUUGAAUGAAUAAAACCUAACUGUGAUGAGA
Clupea harengus (Atlantic herring) is the source of this 7133-nucleotide messenger RNA. It is a transcript of the gene cpeb4b, whose product is annotated as cytoplasmic polyadenylation element binding protein 4b. The record is from RefSeq and is a predicted model, not a curated record. NCBI's taxonomy places the organism in Eukaryota, Metazoa, Chordata, Actinopteri, Clupeiformes, Clupeidae. Gene Ontology annotation, cellular component: cytoplasm; synapse; neuron projection. Gene Ontology annotation, molecular function: translation factor activity, RNA binding; ribosome binding; mRNA 3'-UTR binding. Gene Ontology annotation, biological process: negative regulation of cytoplasmic translation.